AAAGAAGUCCUUUUUAUCUGUGGCCUGCAAGCAACGGACGCUGCCUCUGCACGGCACCGUGAAUUCUCCAUGGACGCGGCACCGGCAACAGCAACGAAUUUGUACAAAUCGGAUGAUGAAGACGAACAAGGAUCAUCGCCACCACCGUCGUUUUUUUCGUCACCACCGUCGUUUUUGUCGUCACCACCGUCUUCCUUCGAGAGAGAUCGUCACGUGGCGUACCUGGAGAUGAUGUACCGUGAGCUGCCUCAUCACUACCAGACGCAGGAGAUCAACCGCCUGACUCUCGCUUACUUCACCAUCUCUGGCCUCCACCUUCUACAGGCUUCAGAUCGAGUUGAUAGUGACAAGGUUGCUGGUUGGGUUUUAUCAUUCCUUGCUCAUCCAAGCAGCAAAGCUGAAUUGACAAAUGGUAUGAAGUUUUUCUAAUAAUUUUUAUUAUUUUCUUGGGUUGGAUUGCCCUAUUUGCAUUAAACAUCAUAGCAUUAU
Molecule: messenger RNA, 489 nt
Organism: Rubroshorea leprosula
Lineage: Eukaryota; Viridiplantae; Streptophyta; Magnoliopsida; Malvales; Dipterocarpaceae
Source: the annotation of a GenBank genome assembly